Rotaria sp. Silwood1 is the source of this 396-nucleotide messenger RNA. The record is from the annotation of a GenBank genome assembly. NCBI's taxonomy places the organism in Eukaryota, Metazoa, Rotifera, Eurotatoria, Philodinida, Philodinidae.
AUGGCGACGACUACAUCAGCGAUUAUUAUGUUCGGAUUUCAAAAUGGAAAUAGUUAUGAAUAUUACCUGGAUACAGUGUCUGUUGUUGAUAAUAGUGCAUCUACAAUUCAAUUGCUCAACAAUCCAAACUUUGAAAAUUCAACAACAACAGCAACAAGCUGGGUUCAAUGGUGUACAAGCACGUGCAGUAGUGUCUCUGGACAGAUAACCAGUGGUACAAACUGCUAUUUACCAACUGGCAAUUGCUUUAUGGACGGCUGUGACGCUCCAGGUAUUGACUUUCUCGGUCAAUCAUUUUCAACGCUAAUUGGACAUAAUUAUACAGUUUCAUUUUGGUUGAAAUUAAGUAAUGGAGGCUUUCCCAAUGCUAAUCGAUUUUAUGCUGACAUUGUCUAA